AUGUCCACCACCGAAACCAAACCCCCGAUAACCUGCCACGUCCUCGACACCACCGUCGGCCGCCCCGCCCCCUCCAUCCCCGUCCUCCUCACACUCCACAACCCGCCUCCCUCGCUCUCCAGCAACCCGCUCACCUUCUCCGCGCAAACGAAUUCCGACGGACGCGUGACCUCGUGGACACCCACCUCCCCGUUUUCCGCAUCCUCCGUCGAGAACGUGUUUCAGAGCGAGGAGGGCGGAGAGCAGAUGUGGAGUUUACGGUUCGAUACGGAGGGCUAUUUUGGGGGGAGGGGAGUGGAUACGUUUUUUCCAGAGGUGGAGGUGAGGUUUCGUAUCAAAGAGUGCCAGAGGGGGCUGCGUGGGGGGAGGCGGGAGCAUUUUCAUGUUCCCGUGUUGUUGGGGCCGUUUGGGUAUACGACGUAUAGAGGGAGUUAG
Molecule: messenger RNA, 435 nt
Organism: Westerdykella ornata
Lineage: Eukaryota; Fungi; Ascomycota; Dothideomycetes; Pleosporales; Sporormiaceae
Product: Hydroxyisourate hydrolase
Exons: 1
Coding region: 1-435 (144 amino acids)
Biological process (GO): purine nucleobase metabolic process
Molecular function (GO): hydroxyisourate hydrolase activity
Source: RefSeq, a predicted model, not a curated record